UUCGCUGACGAGCCAGUAUGUAGCCAGGUCGUCGAGGUGUAGAGACUUUAGUGUUUACUUGACGUUCCCACAGUGUACGUUCCUCGCUCUCUCACUCUCAUACCUCUCGGUUUCCUCUGCUACGGGAACUGAUUCCCUGGUUAUUGUUGGGAAAUUUGCAAACAGAUCUCAGACCGUGGACAUAAGGCCAGCUCUACGGAUCUGUGGCACGAGAAUAUUGGACCUGACAUCUGAAACAGGUACAUUUCAGGAGGCUUCAUUCAUUAUUUAGAACCCAAGCAUGGGAAGCACAGAGGAGAUAACAAAAAUGAGGUCUGUGAAGAAGAAAUUGGAAAUGGAGGGUGAAGAAUCAGAUUCUUCAAAGUCAAAGGGAACAUCAGGUGAUACAAGUCCGGACCCCUUGGAACAUGGAAUUGAUGAUGACUUGAAGCCAUUAGCAGAGGGAGAGGCCAAGAACUCAAAAAGUGACACAGAAAGUGACACUGAAAGUGAGAAGGGAGCCUGCAAACCAAGAGACAAGUCUCCUGAGGGGAUAGAUGUUCAAGGUGCUCGCUUUCGAAAUGAUAGUGAGAGUUCAUCGGAAAGUGGCAAAUCUCCAAGUUCAGAGCGCAUGAAAAGGCAACGGACUGUAAGCGGCUCCUCCCCAGUUCAAAACUUCAUCUUCCCGGGCGUUGCAGCAUCUCCUCCUAAAUUCAUGUCCUUAGAGGAAGUCAUGAAAGCAGCAAAGGGAGUUAGCAACAUGGUACUUGCACAUGAGAUUGCUGUAGACAAGAAUUUCAAGCUGGAGAAGUUUGAGCCUCCAGAUAACAGUGUUGAGAAGCAGGUCCGUGAUGUCAUGCACAAAGCCUUCUGGGACCAGUUAGUAGAACAGCUCGCCCAGGAACCUCCCUGCUAUGAACAGGCUUUGAUAUUGCUCCAGGAAGUCCGGGAUAACCUUUUAGACAUCACCCUUCCUCACCACACUCGUUUGCGACAGGAAAUAUCAGACACCUUGGAUGUUGAUUUAAUCAAACAGCAAGCAGAACAUGGCGUAUUAGAUUUUAGUCAGUACUCGCAGUAUGUACUUUCCAUCAUGGCUCGCCUCUGUGCUCCUGUCCGGGAUGAAACUAUCCGUAAUCUUAUGAGAGAAACAGAAAUUGUGACAGUGUUCCGUGGUGUGAUGGAGACCCUAGACUUAAUGCGUCUUGAUAUGGCAAACUUCACCAUUCAGCAAAUCAGGCCUCACAUCAUUGCACAGAGUGUAACUUACGAGAAGAAGAAAUUUGCUGAGUUCCUCAAGACACAAAAUGAUGGCCUGGAGUUGACGAGAGAUUGGCUUAUAAACCAUGUGCGAGAAGAUGACAUUGAAAGGGCAGACGAACUUUCGAUGAGAGGAGUAGUAGGAUCGGUCAUCAGUCGAGCUUAUUUGGAACUCCUGUCAUGGUCGGAUGAGAAGCUGUUACCAGAGACAGUGGUAAUGGAUGGAGGCAGAAUCUUCGAGCUUCGUGACCGCCUAAGCCAAGUUUGCAUCCUGGGUUCAGUGUUGCUGGUCACAAUGUCUUCUGUGGGACCUAUGAUCAGUCAGGCAGAUGCUUUCAAGCUCAAACUAAAACGAAAUCUUUGUAUCAUUCUCGAUCCAGCUCUGUCAGAUAGUGAGACCAUGGCACUGAUGGAAAAUCUUGCUGAACAAGUGGUGAAAGAGGUUGAGGAUCACCUGAGUGAAAAUGAGAAGCCACCUCUUCCGGGAUCAGCAAAGGUUGCUCUAAAGUCACAAGUCCUCGAGAUUAAGAGCCCAGACCAUCGCAUUAGAGCUCUCAUAAUGAAGAGAGCAAUGGAGUUCAUUGGCACACUGCUGAGUUCCACCACAGCCCGCCCAGUGCAGAUGCCCCCUGGACUCUCUACUCUGCAGGAAGAGCUAGCGAACAUCUGUGGCACUUUGCUCCGUCUUGUGACACACAACAGAAAUGUCUUUGGGGAAUAUUAUUCAGAUAUCAUCACCAACCACAUAAAAGCUAAGAAAGAAUAUACGCAGUCAGAAGAUGACAAAGAGCAGGUGGAAGAGAAGAAGGAAGGGGAGGUGGAGAAGGAGAAAGACCAGCAGGAAGAAGAAGCCAAAAGUGAGGUAGAGGCAUAGUUCUGUGAUGGAAAUUAAUGAUUGACUUUGUGUGAAAGGGAAGAAAUUGUGAGGUAAACAUGAAUGUACAGUUAUAUAUUAUAUGUACAUAUACAUAAGAUAAAUUCAUUACAAGAUAACAAGCAUUAGUGAUAAAAGUAAAAUGUGCAUCUUAAACAUAUGCUGCAUGAAAAUGAAUCUCAGAUCAGGUUUAACAAUCAGUUUCCAAAAUAUACAAACAAGAAAAUAGUUGAAGUAUGAAAUGUACUCGUCCGCUGAUUAAUGUAACAGACUUCAUCAUGAUUGAUAAUGCAUUGUAAAAAGAUGGUUAUUUUAGACUUAGUGUUUGAGUAAAUGUAAAACAAUACUAUGAAUAUUAAACAAGGCACUCAAGAAACUAAGCAUAACAAUUGGAUGGAAGAUGUAAAAGACACUUUCAGAAUACAUACCUUUGAAAUUCUCACAGACCUUGAAAUUGAAGUGAGUGACAGAACAGUCUUACCUUCUAUUACACAUCAUUAAAGUUACUUCUCAAUUACUUUUCAAUACUUCUAAGUCCAUUUGUAGGCAUCAAAGAUGCAAUUUUUUAUUGCUUUGGUGCCAGAUGGAAUAUGAAUUUCCAACAGCUGUCUGAAAGAGUCAAGCUAUGUGUUGAAGAACGGUGGUCCAAACAUACUGAACUAGAACAAAAUUGGUUAUGUUGUUUUAUUCUGCUGUAGUAUGAAGCAUUGUGCCAAGAUUGGAAGAGAAAAAUGUGCUAUAUGUGACAGGCUGAAUAGAAAAUUCUGUAAAUAUGCAAAUAUAAAAAAAAUAUAUAUAAAAGAAAAACAAGAAAAAUGUUAUUCCAAUCCAAACUGCCAAAAACAGGAACACCCCAGUGCUGUGAAAUAAAGCUAUAGAGUUUAGAUCAGAAGAGAAGGAUAUCUAAAUGAAAUUAUACAGAAAAUGAGACCAAAUAAAUAAUACAAGAACCAAUCAGUGAAUUUUCUGACUUGAUAGAAAAUAGUGGAAAAAAUGCAUAUGGAUUACUUAUGUACCUAUAUAUUAUUCUUUCCAUUUAAUGUUGUCAUUAAUUAGGAUGGUGCAUUUCUGUUCAGCAGUCACAAAUGGAUGUAAGAAUAUCUCUGCUGGUAUUGAGAAGGAUGCUUUGCUUCUUCAUUCCAUUGGAUAUAAAAUAAAAGGUAAAAAUUGAGGAAUGCUUAUUUAGGGCCUUUGACAGACUAUAUAUUCAUUCCUGUUUUUUUUUUUUAUUAUUUUAGGUUUACAUUUGAUGUGAAGUAAAAUUUUUAAUUUUAUUUACGAUAUUCUGUAUUGUGUGUAUUGGAUAGCUUCUUGGAUUGUUUGUAUUAGUGAGAAUGAGGAUUUGGUGUAAUCUUAAGGAUAGGCAAGUUGUUGUACAGUAUUUUUAUAAUAUAGAAUCAUGUAUGCCCAUAUCUGGCCGGAGAUGAAGCAGACAUUAAUGCAAUAUUUUUAAGGUGGUUAAGCCUUGCAUAAUUUCCUUUUUUAGUAACUGUGUACUAACAUAGUAUGUCUUUCAUAUUUAGUUUCUCAUAUCUUCUAAAAAUAUAAAUGUGAUAUUGUUAGUGAGGUGUCCACCCUAAAAAGAAAAUUGACCACAUUCUGUAUUAUGUUCAUGGUGGACUGGCUGUAUGGAUGAUGUGUAGAGUAAACUUGGGUGUUGUGGUUUGUUAUGUGUAACAUGUCAACAGGUCUGCAAUCUCAAGAGUAUUUUCUUUUUUCAUGACAGCAGUCAAGGCAGGCUUUAAGGAAUACCUAUGCUCUCUGAGGGACGAAGGCAACAAAACCCUAAAAGAUAUUUAAAAUUCUGUUGAUAUAGGACAGCACGAAGAAUUAUGAAAUUUUGUGGUGUGUAAAUUGACUAACCAUUAGUGCCUGUUACUGGCCUAUGUAUGUAUAUGUGUACAUAUCUGCAUACUGACAUACAUAUAUCUAUACAUACAUACAUAUGUGAUUAAAGUAUAUACAUAUUUGUAUACAUGUACAUUCACUAUAUGUAAAAUCAUACAUACCUGUAAUAACCAUGUUCAUGUUAAGUAUACCCAAGAUCUUACUUAACAUUAAGAAAAUAAGAUGUCUUUGUCAUAAGGCAUUUGUUAAUUUUGAUAUGUCAGGCUUUAACACUCCUAUAACCUAGUCAGACUGUAUGAUGCAUUAAACUUCAGACAAACCUGGUAAAUUUGAUUAGAGAAAGUCCUGUACUGGUAUUGUGAUAUGCUUUAUGUAUUUACAACAUUAACAUUAAAGGAAAUUUAUUUUGUAGAAAAGUUCAGUCAUGGUAAGAGAAAUAAACUGCAAAAGGAAGUGAAUAUCAAUGAAUUUUAUAUAAAGAUAGAUUCAGUACAACAGAUCUGUAACAUGAAAUGCAAAUGUUUUAAAUACCAGUGUAAUGCAGGUUUGUUAAAUAUUCAAUUUGACUGACUGCUAAAAAGGGAACUCCAGAAAUUCCAAGUCAGAUCUGUUAACUUUUCAUCAGUGAUCUAAUCCUUAUCAUAUAUAUAUAUAUAUAUAUAUAUAUAUAUAUAUAUAUAUAUAUAUAUAUAUAUGUGGGGCAUGAAGAAGGACUAACUUUUAUUGCUUAAUUUAUAUAUCCUUUAAAUUACCUUGUCUUGUAUCUAGAUGUGGGUCACAGACUGUCAGCUGUUGAAGACAGUCAGUAUAAUCUUCUAAGGCAGGCUAUAUUUUAACAUUAUACAAGCACUAAAAUGAUAAUGAAAGAGGAUGUGAAACUUGAAAACAAAUGCUGUAUUGUGCCUAAAAUACAUUAAGUCUCAACAACACUUCAUGGAUCUGGUUUAUGUUUAUAUUUAUUUGUAUGUAGGCUUUUGCAAGUGGCUUACACAACUUGAUCUUUACAGAUGAAAAUAAAUAUAUUUUGAAGAAACAACAAUGAGAAAUAAUGAUUUGCUUUUAAAUUCUCAAAAAUCUCAUGUAUGUUACUGUAACAUAAGUGAAAGGAUGACGAUAAUUCAAAGGUGCGGUACUGUGUGUAGCAGUUGCUUUCACACUGACACUUUCUUCCUUUUGUUUAAAUCAUAUUACUAUUUUUGUAAUCAAUAUAUAUAAGGUAAGUGAAUCCAGUUUAAAAGAUAAGACGUCUGCAUUUUGUUAGUGUCCCAUGAGCACUGUAUUGAGCACAUGAAAUCAGGGUUGUUGAGGAAAUAAUUAGAAUUCUGUUAUGAGUGCAUCUGUAUGUGUCUGCAACUGAGCAUGUAUAUACAUUUUGGUUAUGUUAUGUAGGAACAUAUUUUUUCUCAUCAUUAAAUCUUUCAUUUUAUACCAUUGUUCAUUUUGUGAAUCCUACAGCCUUUUUUAAACUUUUAUACCAGCAUGGGUGACUGUUUCCUUUUUGUGGGAGUAAAUGGUAUAUAUGUAUAAAUUUAACCACCAUAUAAGAACUGAUACUUAACUAUAAAUAUAUACAGUUCAACUUAUUAUGAACUUAUAAGUAAAGAACAAAAUAAAUGAAAAAAAGUUU
This is a messenger RNA of Penaeus chinensis, 5588 nucleotides long. Its product is annotated as T-complex protein 11-like protein 1. Lineage: Eukaryota; Metazoa; Arthropoda; Malacostraca; Decapoda; Penaeidae. Gene Ontology annotation, biological process: signal transduction. The coding region runs from base 281 to 2113 and encodes 610 amino acids. The transcript is spliced from 9 exons. The record is from RefSeq and is a predicted model, not a curated record.